GAUACGGUUCCUGCAUUCUUCGGCCCACCCAAGCAAACCAUACCCCACGUCUGAGACACACUCACCACCUAUAUACGUACGUUUUGAUAUACCCAUUGAAUCUUCACAGACAUCCACCAUGGCGACUCUCAAAGGCCCGGGCGCACCCAAAUCCUACGACGGCUCUGGACUCCGGAUCGGCAUUAUCCAUGCAAGAUGGAAUACAACGCUGAUUGAUGCGCUCCUCGACGGCACGAAGAAGGCGCUUGCGCAGGCGGGUGUGAAGGAGGAGAACAUAGUGAUUCAGAGUGUGCCCGGGAGCUAUGAGCUGCCGUAUGCUGUCAAGCAAUUAUACUCGGCCUCACAAGUCCAGUCCUCGUCCACGGGCGUUGUAGGCGCAGCCGCCGACCUCCUAGGCUCCGCAUCAGACCUCACUCAACUCAACCUCACUUCGAAAGACACGUCGUCCAAGUCGACCGCGCCCUUUGACGCCUUGAUCGCUAUCGGUGUGCUGAUAAAGGGCGAGACUAUGCACUUUGAAUACAUUUCAGAAGCCGUCAGCCAUGGGCUGAUGCGGUUGCAGCUCGAAGGCAAUGUGCCAGUCAUAUUUGGCUUGUUGACCUUGCUGAGCGAGGAGCAAGGGUUGCAUAGGGCGGGGAUUGCGGGCGCGGGGAAGAAUGAGGGACAUAAUCAUGGAUUGGAUUGGGGGAAUGCGGCGGUGGAGUUGGGCGUCAAGCGGAAGGGGUGGGUUGAGGGCAAGUUUGUGGAUUAGGUGGGCAUUCUGGUACGACUGAAAGCAUGUUAUAGGACACGGCAAGGUCUGGCAUUUGAAAGUGGCUAGCUACGCAAGGUAGUUUAGCUCAAUGUAAUCUCCUUCGCGAGCCC
Molecule: messenger RNA, 864 nt
Organism: Cucurbitaria berberidis CBS 394.84
Lineage: Eukaryota; Fungi; Ascomycota; Dothideomycetes; Pleosporales; Cucurbitariaceae
Product: 6,7-dimethyl-8-ribityllumazine synthase-like protein
Exons: 3
Coding region: 119-751 (210 amino acids)
Biological process (GO): riboflavin biosynthetic process
Cellular component (GO): riboflavin synthase complex; intracellular anatomical structure; mitochondrial intermembrane space
Molecular function (GO): 6,7-dimethyl-8-ribityllumazine synthase activity
Source: RefSeq, a predicted model, not a curated record